AGCGCGCGGCCGCGAGCAAAGGAGGGAAGGAAGGAAGGGAGCCAGGCAGGCAGGCAGGCAGGCGCGGAGGUCGGUGACUGAGGCAGUAGAGGGAGGCGAGAGCCCGGCAGCCGCUUCGCGCUGUGUUGCAGCGCGGGCUUUUGGAGGGGGCAGCCGUCGAGUCGUCCGAGGAGAAGCGGGCACCGGCGGCGUUGGUGCUGGCGCCUGGGGGCGGGGGACUGGGAGGCAGAGAGGGGGGUCGCUGCGGUGGUGCUCUCGCUGUCGCGCUCUCCUUGCCUUUCUGCCGGCUCGGUGGGCUCCUCCCGGCGUCUUCCUCGCCUCCGGGGCUGCGCUCCCCGCCCCCCGCGGUAUGUCUUGAUCCCGAGCGGCGGGUUUCAUGGGGCUCCUCAGGAUUAUGAUGCCGCCCAAGUUGCAGCUGCUGGCGGUGGUGGCCUUCGCGGUGGCGAUGCUCUUCUUGGAGAACCAGAUCCAGAAACUGGAGGAGUCCCGAUCGAAGCUAGAAAGGGCUAUUGCAAGACAUGAAGUUCGAGAAAUUGAGCAACGUCAUACAAUGGAUGGCCCUCGGCAAGAUGCAGCUUUAGAUGAGGAAGAUGCAGCUUUAGAUGAGGAAGAUGACAUGGUGAUCAUUUAUAACAGAGUCCCCAAAACCGCAAGCACCUCUUUUACCAAUAUUGCCUAUGACCUGUGUGCAAAGAAUAAAUACCAUGUUCUUCAUAUCAACACUACCAAAAAUAAUCCAGUGAUGUCACUACAAGAUCAGGUACGCUUUGUGAAGAACAUCACUUCCUGGAAAGAGAUGAAACCCGGGUUUUAUCAUGGACACAUUUCUUAUUUGGACUUUGCAAAAUUUGGUGUGAAAAAGAAGCCAAUUUACAUUAAUGUCAUAAGGGAUCCUAUUGAGAGGCUAGUUUCUUACUAUUACUUUCUGAGAUUUGGAGAUGAUUAUAGACCAGGGUUAAGAAGACGAAAACAAGGAGACAAAAAGACGUUUGAUGAAUGUGUAGCGGAGGGCGGCUCAGACUGUGCUCCAGAGAAGCUCUGGCUUCAAAUCCCGUUCUUCUGUGGCCACAGCUCGGAAUGCUGGAAUGUGGGAAGCAGGUGGGCUAUGGAUCAAGCCAAGUAUAACCUAAUUAAUGAAUACUUUCUGGUGGGAGUUACUGAAGAGCUUGAAGAUUUUAUCAUGUUACUGGAGGCAGCUUUGCCCAGGUUCUUCAGGGGUGCUACAGACCUCUACCGUACAGUAGGAAAGAAAUCUCAUCUUAGGAAAACCACAGAGAAGAAACUCCCCACUAAACAAACCAUUGCAAAACUACAGCAGUCUGACAUUUGGAAAAUGGAGAAUGAGUUCUAUGAAUUUGCACUAGAGCAGUUCCAAUUCAUCAGAGCCCACGCUGUCCGAGAAAAAGAUGGAGACCUCUACAUCCUCGCACAGAACUUUUUCUAUGAAAAGAUUUAUCCUAAAUCAAACUGAGUACAAGGUGUGACUAUUUGAUUUUUCAACUAAAACUUUGACCCUGUCUUCACCUUAGUUCUCAGAUCCACAGUUCAUAUUGAGCCGAGUUAGGAAACAAACAAAAAGAUCAAGGAAAGUAGAUGCUAGCUGGUAUGUCAGUGGUCAAAGAAGUUUAAGCCUUUUUUUUUUUCUAGUUAAAUUUUGGUGGGAGUUAUAACCUCCUGCCUGGGAAAAUCCUAUGUAUCACCUAAAAUAAACACAUAGCAGUUCUAAUCAAAAGGCUAAAUACAAUUUUAGAAAAAAUUCUGAUACUCUGUUUUUUGAUAAAGCGUUUUUUUUCAACUAACCAUGAAUGAAGACCAAUCCAUUUGCUCCUCCGCCUUCACCUGGAGGGUUGGUUACGCAACUGCACUGAGUAGCGUUGCUACUGGUGGGCAGUGUGUGCUUCAUUUCUGUGAGUCAAGUCUCAUGAAAUUUAUUGGAAUCCUUGAUCAUGUUUGCUAGGAAGUGUCUCUGCUGUAGUUGGAAUUGCCCAUAUUUAUGUAGGCCAUGUUCAUUUCCUUUAAAAAAAUAAUUGUCAUUAGUGUUAAAAACCAAUUCAAACUAUUACUAAUACUGUAAAAAGAUCAAAGCAGUGUUUCUCAUUCCUGUCUCUCCAGUAUCUAAGAUUGGGGAGACACUACAGAGAACACUGAAAUUUUAGUUGAGGCUUCCACACAUUAAUAUUUAAAAAAGUAAGUUUAGUAUUUGUUUCUCCAGGUUAUCUGUAAAGCUGUCAACAGGUACUGGUGACUCCAUAUUAUAACUCCAUUUAGUGAGCUGUGGUAUGGGUAGGGUUUUCCUCCUUCUGUACUUUUACUUGUAAACUAUUUUUACUACGGUGCUUUAUAAUGUGUUUUAAAGCAUUGCAUUUACAAAAAGGAAAAUGCUGUAAAUAUUGCAUAUUUUAUGUAUUUGGACCAAAAGGUUAAAAGUAAUUAGACAAAAGUGGUUUUGCACCAAUUUUAUUAUGUCAAGUAAAACCAUCAGGCCUAGUGUUCUUGUAUUUCUCAUUUAACUUUAAGAUAUCACUGAAAUUAACCCUAAUAACCUUUCAAUUUUGAUACACAGUACAUUGUUCAGAAUUGGGGGCAGUAGUUAUAAGUGGAAAGAGUCCUGGACAAGGAGUCAGAAAACUUGAUUUCUGGUCCUGGCUCUGCCACUUUUCAGCUGUGUGAUCUUGGGUGUGUCACUUAACCUCUCUUUGCCUCAAUGUCCUCAUCUUGAAAUGAGAGUGGUAAUACCUGCUGUACCUACCUCGCAGGGGUGUUGUGAGGAUUAAAUGAGAUGGCAUAUGAAAGCACUUUGAAAUUGUAAAGUGCUACAUAAAUGUAAGGUAUUAUGGAAACAUCUUUAACAUAUAGUUUCAUACUGUUCAUUUUUUAAAAAAGAAAGGGAAAGUCCACUUAUAAGCUGGUUGAAAAAAAUUUAAUCUUGAUAUAAAUUUGUGUUUGAUAAAUAUCUUCUCAGUGUUUUAUCUUCCCUGUUUCAACUAUUGAAAUACAAAGCACCUGUGAAUUCUUAACAAUUCAUGAGCAUCUGCUUGAGUUCAGGAGGUUCCCUGUUUGAAGAAGUCUUCAUUAGCUGACUCAGGGCAGGGAAAAUUUGUUCUUCAAAUUUGGAAGAGUUUUCUGUUUUUAUUUUACAUUACCAUUCAGAAGUGGUAGCUGUUUUAUACCUCUAGUUUUUAAGGUAUAUUUUGCAGAGUUUCAUUUUCCUGGGCAUUCUUUACCUUCUUCACCUUCUUAGAGUGACAGAGAUAAAGAAAUUUAGAAACAUUUUUCUAAAAGAAUAAUCUUUAGUAUGUAUAGUUUAAAUAAAUAUUCCCAAACAAGGCCUCAACAAACCAUGUUAGCAUUGUAGGCAGGUUGCUUUCAAGGCUAUUAAUUACAUGGGAGGCCAGGAGCGAGCACUAUUUAUCAAAAAACAUUUAUUAACAAAUUUAAAGAAGAGGAAGUCAACAGAAUAAUUUUCAUACCCUUUCCCCCCAGUAAUAGGAACAUAUUAAGAGAACAUUGACAGGCAUACUUUUCUUAUUUGGCUUUCUGUAUUUUUUCUGUGUAUUAAUGUUUACAGAUAUUUGUUGAAAAUAUAUACAAAUUAUUUCCUUGCCCCAAAGGAAAGCACCAUUUCCAGGUGGGGCGUUUGACAUUUACCUGCUAAGGAGCCCCAGUGUGUCGGUCAUUCUUGGAGUACAUGCUGAGAGCUCCCUGAGGUGCAUUAACUCUUCAUUUAACCAGAGGAGCACGUAGUGCACUAGGUCAGGGAGUCAGUGAGCUUUCUCUAUAAAGGUCGGGAGAGUAAAUUUUUGAGGUGUUGCAGGCCAUAUGGUCUCUGUCACAACUACUCAACUCUGCCAGUUAGCACAAAAGCACCCAUAGACAACACAUAAACGAAUGAGAUGGCUAUUUUCCAAUAAAACAUUAUUACGAAAACAGGUGACAUGCCCAGGGGUUGUAGUUUACCAACCCCCAAAAUAGAUAAUUAUUUAUGGAGAAAUCAUUUUUGAAUCUGUACUCUAGUGGCCUAAAAGAGUUUAUAUACUUUCAAAAGCUCCUAACUUAUAUCCAAAGAAUAGCUUUCUGAUUCAGGCAGUCUCUCCCACAGAUGCAUAAACUUUUAUGACUUAGAUUGCUUCCAGGUGGGCAUGUUUUCUUCCCCAGUUUAACAGUUCAGCGUAGGGGCUUAUUCUAUCAUCUUUUAGGGUGGGUUAGGAUUAUCUUUCCUGGAGCCCGAGAAAGGGUCAGAUUUAAUUCCAUCUGGUCCAAUAUAGCCCCAGGAUACGCGCAGAGUCCUUAUAAUACCUAACUUUGUAGCAAAUACAUAGAACCACUGAGACAAUAAUGUAUUUUUUUAAAAUGGCAAAUGUGGUUUUCUUUUUUUAGCCUUUGUGCUUUUUCAGUAUUUUGAUCAUAGGGAAAUUUUUUUUAACAAUACAAAAGCAAAUCAACCAGUUUGAAUUUUAAGAUAAUGUUAUGUGUGUGUGUGUAUAUACCUAUCUAUAUAUGUUUAUUUCCCCAAAGAGGAAAAAGUACCUUUUUGUUCAACUUGUAUCAACUCCUGUUUUCUAAUUGCUGUGAAAUGGCAACUGUUGAUAAAUUAUUGUGACUGUUUUAAUGUAAUGGAGAGGAUAUAUUUUUAUUUUACCCAGCUUUAAUGUGUAAAGUAUCACUUAAAUAUAUCCGAUAGCAACACUUAAGAUAUUGCAUGGGGAUUACUUUACUUUUCUAUCAUCCAUACUCAUUUGUGCAACUUUGAACAUAUUGGGUACUUCUGAAUUCCUGAUGAUUGGGUUUAAAUUUUUGAAAAUUGGAGAAUUUGAACUUACUGACUUUUAAAGUUUAAAUUUUAUUUUCUAUUCUUAAAACUCAGUUAAUGUCUACAAUUUGAAAUCUACUGUUGUUCUUUCUCUAUAUAUGUCCUAUUGAAAAUUCCUAAAAUUGUUAGUGCCAUCAGUGAUUUACAAACAGUAUUUUGAUAUUGCAGAUGAUUUGCUCAUUGUAUUUGCAUAGUUAGAAAGAAAAUAGUUUGUAGACAAUGACUCUCUCUUUUUCUAAUAAAAUGAAAUAAAAAUUCUAAAAGCACUAGAGAAUUUAACUAAAGGCUGGUUCCCAAAUGCAUAGCUGGUAUUUUAAUUUACAUUUAGAUUCUACAUAGAGAACAUCUGUGUAAACCAUGGUAUUUGGGUUUUCCCAGGGAGCAUUGUCAAACACCUAUGGUCCUCGAAUCCUGAAUUCUGAGAAGCACCCGGUACUGUAACCUUUUAGGAAGUUUGUCUUUAAGAGAGGUGCAGGUGGUGCUUCUAAUUUAUGAUUUGAAAACUUGCCUCUUCGUAAAUUAUAGCUAUUUAGUUUGAGAGGAAGCGGGGCCAUUGUGUUAAAUUUUGCAUUCAUUUACCCUGUGCAGAGUUGCUGUCUGCUGCCAGCUGAACUGCUGCUCAGGCAGCCUUCGGAGGGGAAAGCGACCCUGUUUCAGCAGCACUGCCAACUCAGUGCCUCAGGAGUGGAGCUUGCUUUCUGAUUUCCUGGAGUGGGAAUUUGAGAGAUUGAAACGGGUGCUCAGUUAGUCAGAUUUAUCCUAUAAUUUAAGUUCAUGCAGCUUGGUGACCUUUGCAGUACUAUUUAUAAAAGGGCCCCAUGGCGAUGAUCUCUUUAAAACACACUACUGGGUAAGCCUGUGAUUUAGACACAGGUGCUGUCUGUCUGAUUUCAUAGAAGCUUCUGUAGCUUUCUAUUGAGAGGUCUGUGAGCGUCUCUACAGCAGUGUCGAAUGUAAUUUUGAGAAACGGAUUGUGUAUUUUGAUUUUUAGUUUAUAAAUACACAGACAGCUGAAUAGUGCCUUUCCUCCCUCACAGUCCAUGUUGGAAGAUGCUCACUCCUUGCUUUCUCUGCUCUCUCUCCCUUCCCUCCUCCCUCCCCCAUGCAGUUGAUUCAUUUAUGCAAUACUGCUUCCAACGUGAAACCAUUUUGUCACAUCUGCUGGAGAGAUAAUCACUCCUUUUCCUUAACAUUCUGCCAGCUUUCUGUUGUUGAAGUGUUUCAGUUGAUUACCUGAUGCAAAAGCUAUAAAAUAAACACUCGGCGGGAAGGGGAAAGUG
This is a messenger RNA of Myotis lucifugus (little brown bat), 6090 nucleotides long. RefSeq names its product heparan sulfate 2-O-sulfotransferase 1 (gene HS2ST1). The record is from RefSeq and is a predicted model, not a curated record. Gene Ontology annotation, molecular function: heparan sulfate 2-sulfotransferase activity. Bases 377 to 1471 code for a protein of 364 amino acids. Lineage: Eukaryota; Metazoa; Chordata; Mammalia; Chiroptera; Vespertilionidae. Gene Ontology annotation, cellular component: membrane. The transcript is spliced from 7 exons.